AGACGAUACGAGCCAAGUGACGGAGGGUGCAGUUUGGGGUGGUCCCCUUAGGGGAAGCUCUCGAAAUUGCUUUCGUCUCCCUUUCUUUCUUUCUUUGGAUCGAGAACGAAAGAAACCUUUGUGGUUGAUGAUGAUCGCCGCAGAGAAGGAAGGAAUCGCCGAAGACGCCGGAGACCCGGCGGCGGCAGAUCCCCCGGCCGCCUCGCCUUCUCCUCCGCUGCUCUCCCAAAGCCGACGUCUCCAUAAUUUCUCGUUCCCGACUCUCAGCUGGCGUGGCCAGCGCUUCCUCCGCUGCUCCAAAGUUUCCGACGUCGCCACAACCGAGCCCGCUAGAUCGGCCGAUCAGGACCACCGGACCUCCCAGAUGAAAUCUUCCCCGCAGAGGCCGUUGCCGGUCGCCCGGGAUCCGAAGGAGGAGGCGAGAAGAGGGAGGGAAGGAAAGGAGGCGGACAAGGCAUCCUCUUGUGCGGCUACUGUGGCAGAGGCCACAAGACCCUGGAACUUGAGGACGAGAAGGGCCGCUUGUAAUUUCCCAGCUGACCGGUACGGUAAUCAUGGUUCUAUUUAUGGGGCUACGGCGAUGGAGACGAUUGAUCCUCCGAUGAAGACGGUGAGGCUGCAAUCGGAUGAGUCGAAGAAGGGUGGGAUGGAGAAGUUCUCGAUCUCUCUGUCUCGUUCGGAGAUUGAGGAGGACUUUUUCGCUAUCAAAGGGACGAAGCCCUCUCGGCGACCAAAGAAAAGGGCUAAGAUUGUUCAGCGAGAACUAGACUCACUUUUCCCUGGUUUGUCGUUGUCAGAAAUAACCCCCGACUCGUACGAAGUUGUUGAAUAAGGUCGUGCAAAAUCCUUUCUGAGCUUGAAGAACCUGAUGAAGAGAGGCGCCUUUCCGGGAAAACCCUUAAGGUUUUCAAUUGCUGCCUAAUCCUGUACGCUUGUAAUCAUGGCAAUUUGGUUAUGUAGCACACCUUGUUACUCUGUAAAUUAUACGGUUAGAUUAAAUGAUGAUGAUGAUUAUUAUUA
Molecule: messenger RNA, 1020 nt
Organism: Musa acuminata AAA Group (dessert banana)
Lineage: Eukaryota; Viridiplantae; Streptophyta; Magnoliopsida; Zingiberales; Musaceae
Exons: 4
Coding region: 128-832 (234 amino acids)
Source: RefSeq, a predicted model, not a curated record